Molecule: messenger RNA, 581 nt
Organism: Ostreococcus tauri
Lineage: Eukaryota; Viridiplantae; Chlorophyta; Mamiellophyceae; Mamiellales; Bathycoccaceae
Exons: 1
Source: RefSeq, a predicted model, not a curated record
AUGCACGCGCUCGAGCGAAGGGACCUUCGGCGGGGAAAGCGAGCGUGGAUUCGAAGCCUUUGCCCGCGUGGUGGGUUGCGCCGACGCCGCAGUAUGUGCCGCCAGGUCGAAAAGACGAGUUGAUCCUCACGGCGAAGGCCGAGGGCUCCAAGCUCGCUCGAAACCGCGUGAGUGGCGUUGGAUUUAGUGCGGACGCCAUCGUCGAUUUCAGGAAUGCGUGCGCCGCGGCGGGCGAACGCGGAUGCGCGGUAAAAUCUGUCGGUCCGGAGAGCGCCAGAGUUGCCGUUUUCCGCGCGGCGGCUGACAUCGCGGUGUCGGACGCCCUUAGGGGCCAAGCGGGAGCGAUGAGCUCGUUCGGUGCCCCCGUUGGAUCGUUCCUCGUUGGCCUUGCGGAUGACUUGGAGCUCGAAGCGCACAAGUGCGUUUCCAUCGUCAUGGCGGAUGUCGCGGUACGCGUGAGAGGCGUCGUCAUUCAAGCCAGCGCUGGCUUACGAAGCAACGACUCCGUGGCCACCAUACUCGAGCUUGACAAGCUCGUAAAUUUGUUUAACGCGUUUCCGUUCGCUGCGGACGCCGCCGAG